Molecule: messenger RNA, 2747 nt
Organism: Prunus avium (sweet cherry)
Lineage: Eukaryota; Viridiplantae; Streptophyta; Magnoliopsida; Rosales; Rosaceae
Product: histone-lysine N-methyltransferase, H3 lysine-9 specific SUVH1
Cellular component (GO): nucleus
Molecular function (GO): zinc ion binding; double-stranded DNA binding; histone methyltransferase activity
Source: RefSeq, a predicted model, not a curated record
AUAGACCCAUGUGGCAAAGCACAGGACAGUUUUAAGUUAGACCCAGGAACAGAGGCAGAGACAGGAACUGAGGCAGUGCGCUCCCUCUCUUUCCCUGAAAGUCUCGAACGGAGAAAUACCCAGCUAUCAAUGGAACAUGCAAAGAGAGAAACAUGUUUAGAGGGAGAAAUUUGCUUUCUCUGAAAAAAACGAAAUUGGGAUUUAGACAUCCAUCAGAAGCAUCAAGAAGUUGAAGAAAGAGAAAUUAAGAACAGAAAUUGUGGGUUUUGUUGGGUUUUUUGUGUUGCUUUGUAGACAAAAGGUUUUGUAAUGGAAGGAGGGUCAAGCCACAAUUUCGUUCCUCCUUCAGCUGGUUUUGAUAAGUCAAGGGUUUUGGAUGUUAAACCUCUGCGUAGUUUGAUGCCUGUGUUUCCAGCUGCGUCUCAAGCCUCUCCCUUUCCAUGCAUGCCUCCCUUCGGCCAAACCCCUAAUGGAUAUUCUCCAUUUUACCCAUUUCAACCACAAGGCUCUCAAACCUCACCUAAUCUCAAUAGUCCUUCCCCAAUGAGGACACCAACGGGUCCCAUGCCUGCUCCAAUUCGGUCAUAUAGAGCCCCCGCGCCAUCUGGGGCACUGCCCCAUGACUUUCCGGAGGAGUCUAAUGGAGAAAGAGGGUCAUCAAUGGGUGGGGCAGAAGAUGACGAUGGUUAUUUUGAUGCUCAUCUAGGUUCUAGUUCAUCACGAAAGAAGACCGCAAAGGCUAGUUCAUCUCGAAAGAAGAAAAAGAAAAGUGGAGAUGGCGAUUCAUUAACAAACAGUGGGUCGGGAGUGAACUUUGUUCCGGUUAUGAGUCCAUUUCAAGUUGAAGAUGGUAAUAGGGAGUUGGUUAACUAUGUACUUGUGAAUUUUGAUGCACUGCGGAGAAGGAUUUGCCAAAUUGAAGAUGCCAAGGAAUCUAAAAAUGGGAUUAUUAAGCGUGCAGAUUUGAAAGCUGGUAACAUUUUGAUGACCAAAAAGGUUCGAACAAACAUGAGAAGGAGAAUUGGGGUUGUGCCUGGAGUUGAGAUUGGCGACGUUUUCUAUUUCCGAAUGGAAAUGUGUGCAGUGGGAUUGCAUGCUCCGUCAAUGGCAGGAAUUGACUACAUGACUGGGAAGGGUGAUGCUGAAAAAGAUCCAGUGGCCUUAAGCAUUGUCUCUUCAGGAGGGUAUGACGAUGACACGGAGGACAGCGAUGUCUUGAUAUAUAGUGGCCAGGGUGGGAAUAACAACAACAAAGACAAGCAGGUGGCUGAUCAGAAGCUUGAAAGGGGUAAUCUUGCUCUUGAGAGAAGCUUGAAUCAUGGCAAUGAAGUACGAGUUAUUCGGGGUGUGAGAGAUGAGGUUAGUUCAACAACAAAGGUCUAUGUCUAUGAUGGCCUAUAUAAAGUCCAUGAGUCAUGGACAGAGAGGGGGAAAUCUGGUUGCAAUAUAUUCAAGUACAAGUUAGUGAGGGUGCCUGGGCAGCCUGGUGCUUUUGCAGUUUGGCAAACUAUUCGUAAGUGGAAGGAUGGUUUUUCGUCAAGGGCUGGACUUGUUCUUCAAGAUCUCACAUCAGGGACUGAACCUAUACCUGUUUCCCUUGUAAAUGAGGUUGAUAACGAGAAGACGCUGGCUUCUUUCACUUAUUUUCCUAAACUCAAAUAUUCUAAAUCUUUCACUUUAAUGCCGCCCUCUUUUGGCUGCAAUUGCCAUAAUGCAUGCCUCCCAGGUGAUAUGAAUUGCUCUUGCAUUCAGAAAAAUGGAGGUUCUUUUCCUUAUACUGGCAAUGGGAUCCUAGUCAGCCGAAAGCAAUUGUUACAUGAAUGUGGUCCUACAUGUCCUUGCUCUCCCAACUGCAAAAACCGAGUAUCCCAAACUGGUGUAAAAUUGCGCUUGGAAGUGUUUAAGACAAAGGAUAGGGGCUGGGGCCUCCGGUCGUGGGAUUCUAUUCGGGCUGGUUCUUUUAUUUGUGAGUAUGCGGGUGAAGUUAUUGAUGAAGUGAAGUUAAAGCAGAAAGGGAAUGCAGGUGAAGACGAUGAAUAUAUUUUUGAUACAGGCCGUAAUUAUGACUCAUUUAAGUGGAAUUAUGAACCAGGACUACUAGAGGAGGAGACUUCUAAUGACAUAAAUGAGGAUUACAACAUCCCAUAUCGACUAAUCAUAAGUGCCAAGAAUGUUGGAAAUGUAUCACGGUUCAUUAAUCACAGUUGCUCACCAAAUGUUUUUUGGCAACCGGUUCUAUAUGAACACAACAAUCAGUCCUCUCUUCAUAUUGCUUUUUUUGCCAUCAGACACAUUCCACCUAUGACAGAGUUGACGUAUGAUUAUGGCAAUUCAAGCUCUAGUGAAGCUGACAAUGACAAUGGACCCCAUCGGAAAAAUAAAUGCUUAUGUGGAUCAUCAAAAUGCCGGGGUUACUUUGGUUGAUUGUGUAGGUUAUAAAACAGACAGCUACGGUGCCAAGAAACAGAAUCCUGGCUAGUAAGUUUGGAACGUUAUCGUGUUUAAAUGUUUUUGAACUUAGCAUAACUGUGACUUUGUUGUUGUUUAUCUUUCAAUGUGGGGUCGAUGGUUUAGGUUCCAGAAACAGGCAAUCAUGGUGCAGACAAACAUGAUCCUGGUUGAAAAGUUUGGAAUCUCCCUCUUGUUUAUAUGUUUUUGAACUUUUAUGUUGUUUAUCUUUCAUUUUUAGUGGAGACAUGCUUGCAUAGUUUACUUUUCCUUCUAUGAAAUUGCCUAGUUUACUUUCC